CCGUAUUUGCCCUCACAACAAACCAAAAUUACAAAUCCCUCUUCCCAUUGGUCAUUGCUUCCCCCAUCUUCUUCUUCCCUCUCUGUCUCUUUGAUCUAAAGCCGCCAUUAACGACUAAAAUCCUAGUUCCCUCACCGACGACAGCAACAACAACAUCAUAAAGUUUCGCACAUAACGAUGCUGUUGUUGUUGUCGCCGCGUUUCUAACAAGGAAGACAGUGAAAAAAGAAUAGGAAUAAAAAAUGAGGUCUUCUUCUUCGAACACGAUCAACAUCGCCGCCAGCACACAGAGACUCGAUGUCGAUAAUCGAAUCGGCCUGCGACUCUAUUAUCGCAUCGCUGAUAACAUCCUCAGACAGGCUGAUAUCUUUCGGACAGAGAGGAAUAUUAUUGACUUAUAUGUCAUGCUCCUAAGAUUUUCUAGUUUGGCAUCCGAGACAAUACCACGACACCGAGAUUAUAGAACAUCUCCACAAAGCAAAAAAGAAUCAUUGAAAAAGAAAUUGAUAAUUUCCAUGAAUGAAUUGGAGAAGUUGAAACCAUUGGUACAACAGAAGAUCAAUGAGCUUAACAGUAGACAUUCUUACCAACAAAAUGAGCAUGGAAAAUUUCAUUCAAAUAAUUUAAUGGAUUUUUCUCCAGUGAAAAAGCAAACUGUGGGCAGUUAUGGCCAAAUAAAGACAGUCAGACCAACUGCCAUGGAAUUUGGUUACCAAGGAUCAAGGACCCAACAGUUCUCUUAUACCAGGCCUGUCCAACAGCAUUUGCAAAGACGAUCUCUAAAUCUUACGCCUGCAAAGGAGGAAACUCGCUCUAAACAUUCUUUCCUUGGUCCCAACGGGCUUAAUGGGCAUUUGCGAUUACCUACAAGCGAUAAAGGGGUCAGAUAUCCAUCUAUCACAGAUCUAUCUCCAGUUGAAAUACCAAGCCUACAACAUUCUUUGGAAGACGGAUGUCGUAAUAAAAAAGACAAUAGCAUCACAGAAAACAAAAUAUCAGAUUUAGAUUCAAAUCUUGCCCAGAGCGUGGAAUGCAAGACCCAGCCUUCUGAGGAACCUCCUUCUCUCAUCUCUUUUGAAGAAUCUGAAGCCCCUGCUCAAAUCGGGGUUAAAGAAUCUCCUUCUCUGAUCUCUUUUGAAGCAACAAAACCCCCUGCCCAAAUAGAAGUUGUCAGACAGCCUUCUCCUCCACCUGUACUUGCUGAAGUACAGGAUUUGGUCCCUGCAGUGUCACCACAUGUUGACGAGGCAGGAUGCAAGGCAGAUAUUCCGUCAUCAGGUGGUUAUGUUCAUGCUGAGUCGCCUCUGCAGCUGCACAUUUCAACUUCUAUGAUGGAAAAUUUUAUGAAGCUUGCCAAGUCAAAUACGGACAAAAAUUUGGAGACUUGUGGUAUCCUUGCUGGUCUGCUUAAAAACAGAAAAUUUUAUAUUACUGCUCUAAUAAUCCCAAAGCAGGAGUCAACAUCAGAUUCUUGUCAGGCUACAAAUGAAGAGGAAAUAUUUGAAGUGCAGGAUAAACGAUCUCUUUUUCCCCUUGGGUGGAUACAUACACAUCCUACACAAUCUUGUUUCAUGUCAUCAAUUGAUCUGCACACUCACUACUCAUAUCAGAUUAUGCUUCCAGAAGCCGUUGCAAUAGUUAUGGCACCAAGAGACAGUUCAAGAAAACAUGGCAUUUUUCGGUUGACAACCCCUGGUGGAAUGAACGUCAUCAAACAAUGCCAGCACCGCGGCUUUCAUCCACACAGUCAGCCUCCAGAUGGUUGUCCUAUUUACAACACUUGUACAGAUGUUUACAUGAAUCCUGAUUUAAAAUUUGAUGUAAUUGAUCUUCGGUGAUAAGUGAUAGCAACACUCUUUUUCAUCUUUGUUUGUAUACCAUGUUUUUUCCCUCUUUAUGAAUAUAAGGUUUGCCAUUGCCGUGGCCAUCAUGAAAGCAGGUUUUGGCCAUGUUUGUAUAAGAAGAAAUCUUGCCCUUUUGAUUGUUA
Messenger RNA from Arachis stenosperma, 1987 nucleotides. RefSeq names its product AMSH-like ubiquitin thioesterase 1. Gene Ontology annotation, biological process: protein K48-linked deubiquitination; protein K63-linked deubiquitination. The transcript is spliced from 14 exons. Gene Ontology annotation, molecular function: protein binding; K63-linked deubiquitinase activity; metal-dependent deubiquitinase activity. The record is from RefSeq and is a predicted model, not a curated record. Gene Ontology annotation, cellular component: endosome; membrane. NCBI's taxonomy places the organism in Eukaryota, Viridiplantae, Streptophyta, Magnoliopsida, Fabales, Fabaceae. Bases 243 to 1838 code for a protein of 531 amino acids.